Aricia agestis (brown argus) is the source of this 1603-nucleotide messenger RNA. Its product is annotated as alpha-tocopherol transfer protein-like. NCBI's taxonomy places the organism in Eukaryota, Metazoa, Arthropoda, Insecta, Lepidoptera, Lycaenidae. The transcript is spliced from 5 exons. The coding region runs from base 213 to 1133 and encodes 306 amino acids. Gene Ontology annotation, molecular function: phosphatidylinositol bisphosphate binding. Gene Ontology annotation, cellular component: membrane. The record is from RefSeq and is a predicted model, not a curated record.
ACCCCGAUACGGCGCUUGGGAUUUUCCUAAUUCCUAAUCAGCUAUUAAAAACAAACAAAUUCGCUAACGUAUUAGCGAAUUCGCGUAAACCACGGCAAAACAUCGCGUCACAGCCUCGUCGGCGCGCUUUAUAAAAGUGUUUGUACCGCGGCGCGCUGCAGUUUCGUUCAUGCUCGAGUGACGAUCGUACCUAUUCAAGAUUAUAUUCUAACAUGGCGUACUUCGAAGGCCCUUCCGCGAAGCAGGCUGAGGUCAUCAGGCAGGAGCUGGGGGAGGGAAGCGACGACCUGGAGCGAGGGAUUCGCGACCUCCGCAGCAUGUGCGCGGCGAACCCCUACCUACCGCAACCAGAAGCACUAGACCGCAAGUUCCUGGAGCGGUUCCUGCACGGUUGCCGGUUCGACUUCGAGCGCGCACGCAACAAGUUGGAGCUGUACUGCUACUCACGCACGCGGUACCCCGAACUCUUCGGUAUACGAUCUCUUAUCACACCACCGCACGUCGACGUCUCCAAGUUCCUAGAGAUUGUGCCCCUACCCAAGCUGUCGGACGAGGGCUACAGGGUGACGAUAUUCAGGGUGAAGCCCAACUACCCCGACAACGUGGACGUCAGCGCCGUCAUCAGAGUCAUUUUGUACAUGGCCGACGUGCGCAUGUGUGAGGACACCCUUAUCGCUGGGGAUGUCUUCAUUUGGGAGGUAUCACACCUCCAUGUGGGUUUCGCAGCACGCAUGGCGGCGGCCAUGACGGUGAUCCGGCGGGGCAUCCACCUGGCGCACUCCGCGUACCCGCAGCGCCUGCGCCGCAUACACGUCAUCGGCGCGCCCGGCGUCUUCGCCGCGUCCCUCAACCUCAUGAAGAGCUGGGUCAACGAGAAGAUCAGACAAAGGUACCUGGUUCACACAAAGACAGAAGAUCUCCUGGACUACUACCCGGCGAGGAUUCUCCCGGCCGAAUGGGGUGGUGAUGAGCAAAGCAUCGACACUCUCGCCAAACAGUGGAGGUCGUUCGCCGAAACGCGACGAGACAACGUCAGCAAACUGACCGAUAUGUGCCAGGACAUUCCGGAAACGAAAUGCAACACCGACAUCUACGGAGUCGUCGGAUCCUUUAGAAAGUUAGACAUCGAUUAAGUGUUCAGGAAUCAGGAGUAAAUAGAAUAAAUAUAUAAUACUAUGGCCAGUUAGAGAAGAAUGCUUUGAUGACAUAGAGCCAUAAGACUUAAUGAUAGGAAUAAGAAAUUAAUUAUGUGCUGUAAGUCGAUUCUGCUCAAUAAUAUUGCAGUAAUACAGUUUCGAUAUUAUGUUUUCGAUGCAACCUUAUUACUUAUAAUAAAACUACGAACUAUAUUUUAACAGCAUAGGUACAACUUUCUCUUACCACUUUUAAAAUGUUAAACAAACAUUAAACGCGUUUAAAUUGAUCAUCAAAAAUCCGUUUUAUGACGUUCGAGACUAGUACCUAUUUUGCUAUUUGAUAGAAUUCGGACUAGAAGUAAGUACGCGGACUUAAGUGCCUGAUAGACGUACGAACGUAACGUACGUGGGUUUUAAGUUCGUGAACUUACUCGGCUCGCGUCGGUGACACACGAGAAUCGCUCACA